AUGGCAGCUAGUCGAUUUCGGGACUUCACUCGGAUAAACCCUCCCGAAUUUCAUAGCUCUAAUAUGGACAAGGAUCCACAAGAAUUCAUUGAGGGCAAUGCUAAGAUUAUUAGGAUCAUGGGUAUUAGUCCAGUGGAGAAAGCAGACUUAGCGGCUUAUCAACUUAAGAGAGUUGCACAAGUUUGGUAUGAUCAAUUGAGGGAUGAAAGAGGCCGGGAUGAUGCUCUAAAGUUUGAUAGAGACUGGGUGCCUAACCCUAAGAUUCAAGGAGGAGCUCAAAGUGGUCAAGCCAUCCCUCUAUGCAAGAAGUGUGAAAGGAACCACAAGGGAGAAUUCUUAGCAAGAUUGGAUACAUGUUAUAGGUUUGGAAAACUGGAUCAUCAGGUGAAGGGUUGUAGGAGUGGUACUAGAUCCCCGGCUAAGACUCUAGUUAUAGGCCAUCCAGACCAGUGUGCUACUACUUUGGGUGGCAGUCAGUGCCAAAACAGAUUUUAUGCCUUUCAGAUUCGCAAAGAGUUAGAAGAUUCACCUGAUGUUGUGGCUGGUUUUUGGGACCUGCAGGAUGAGCUAACAGGACGAAUUGUAGACAAGAUGACAGGCCGUAAAUCUCACCUAUUCCAAAACUUCAAAGACUCGAAUUUCAGACCUUUUCUCAGACCUACAGGACGAGUCAUUUAA
Molecule: messenger RNA, 678 nt
Organism: Solanum dulcamara
Lineage: Eukaryota; Viridiplantae; Streptophyta; Magnoliopsida; Solanales; Solanaceae
Exons: 3
Coding region: 1-678 (225 amino acids)
Source: RefSeq, a predicted model, not a curated record